Messenger RNA from Staurois parvus, 273 nucleotides. Lineage: Eukaryota; Metazoa; Chordata; Amphibia; Anura; Ranidae. The record is from the annotation of a GenBank genome assembly.
UCAUUUUCUCUUCAUAGUAGCUGUACAGGGGCGGUCUGACCAUUUGGAAACUCGGGCACUGGGGCACAGAAGGGGGCCCCAUGAGAUGUCCCUGGUAUCUUUUUCAUAGGAUUUUUUGAGUUUGGGCAAGGACACAGGGGCCCCAUGAUCCCCUAUUGCCCGGGGGCCCCACGAGUUGUCAGUCUGCCCUUGGCUGUGGAAAUGUUCAGUGCCACCCAUCAGUGCUGCCCAUCAGCGGUGCCUAUCAGUGCCCAUCAGUGCCACCUAUGUGUG